Molecule: messenger RNA, 1386 nt
Organism: Psylliodes chrysocephalus
Lineage: Eukaryota; Metazoa; Arthropoda; Insecta; Coleoptera; Chrysomelidae
Source: the annotation of a GenBank genome assembly
AUGACUCUUUCCGAGCAAGACUUGAGUGAUUUUCUUCAAGAAGUUUGGGACGACCACGUAAUUUCGAAGUUUCAGUACGAAACACGCGAUAUUUUUCAUUUGGAUAUUAUUUGCAAGUUAAAAGACAGUUAUGAAAACGAUUACAACAAGUUUAGUGAUGAGUGGUUAAUGAAAUUUUCGCUGCUCACUCGAACAAAUUGGAUUGUAAGAAAAGUGGGCAAAGUAAAGAAUUUGAAAAAAAUACGAGAAGGUCUUUUGAUUGAAACAUGUUUGGCUGCUCAAUCCAGAGCAAUAAGUAAGUUAAAUGUUAUUUUAGAUCAAGAAGUUGAAGUAGUACCUCAUUCGAGACUUAACCAGUCACGUGGAGUUGUUACGUGUAGAGAUUUAUUAAAUUGCAAGGAAGAGGAAAUAUUGGAAGAACUAAAAGAUCGAGGUGUGAUAGAAGUCAAAAGAAUUAAAACAAAAAAAGACGGUGUACUAACCGACACUGCCAGCCAUAUCCUAACAUUUAAUACACCUAAACUUCCGGUAGAAAUUAAUGUAGCAUUUUAUUUACUAAAAAUCCGGCCGUAUAUCCCAGCACCCUUGAGAUGCUUCCGAUGCCAACUUUUUGGACAUGCGGCAAUAAGAUGUACAAAAGAGCAAGUCUGUGUUUGCGGCAAAUCCCUUCACACCGGCCAACCCUGUGAACCUCCAAUUAGUUGUAUAAAUUGCAAUGGUCUGCAUUCUGCCAGAUCGAGAGAUUGUCCAGUGUACAAGCAAGAAGUAGCUAUCCAAGAAAUUAAAAUUAAGGACAACUUAUCAUAUUUUGAAGCAAAGAAAAAAGUAGCUGUACACAUUCCGAAAAGAAAUACAUCUUAUUCUCAAGUGAUUACUACUCCCCGCCCGACAAUAAUUAACCCCCCAAUUAUCGAUACAAAAGAAUUAUUAAAAGAACUAGUUCCCCUACUAGUAAGUGCUCUACAAAAAAAAUUUACUUUUUCUCCAGCUCAGCCUGAGAAAGAACAACCAGAAAUUAACAUUGCUGAAUCACUAAUUAACGUUGCUGAAUCACUAGUCUCUGAUAAUCGAUCUCUGUCCCAAAUAUCUAAGCGUCAUAGAUCAGAAGAUUCCACAGAUGAGGAAUCUUUUUCUAGUCAAACUAGCACACAGGAAAAAACAAAGAGAAAGAAGAAAACUAAGAGUGGCAAGCCUCCAGGCAGGCCCCCAGGCAGGCCUCCAGGAAAAUCACGCAAAAAGAGUUAUUCGUUUGCCGAUUUGAUGCGUAUGACGCAAGAAGAAAUAUUGACUAUUAUAGAGGGCAUUCCAUCUGAUGCGGAUUUAGAUAUUGGUGACUGCUCUGAUGGCGAUGAUGAAACAGAUUUUUUUAACAAGAAAUUUGGAUGA